Molecule: messenger RNA, 930 nt
Organism: Cyphellophora europaea CBS 101466
Lineage: Eukaryota; Fungi; Ascomycota; Eurotiomycetes; Chaetothyriales; Cyphellophoraceae
Exons: 1
Coding region: 1-930 (309 amino acids)
Cellular component (GO): nucleus
Molecular function (GO): zinc ion binding; hydrolase activity, acting on ester bonds
Source: RefSeq, a predicted model, not a curated record
AUGUCGUGGCCUGUGCAGAAACGCGAGCUGUCGCCGCCGCCGUUGGAUGAGUUGGCAGGGAUCAUUGCUGCUGGGCUGGAAUCGAAUUUUGAGCAAUCAUCUGUCCAAGUCGAGCCAUGCACAGACUUACGGAAAGCGCCCUUCUAUCUCGCGGGGGAAGGACUGAAUGGCUCAACUCGCGUGGGUGACGUCGGAGGGCCGCCUCAUCUCGCGCCUCCCGACUUCAGCAAGAAGUACGAUUUCAUGGAGAUAUCAAAGCUCAUGGAGAUGCCUCAAGAAAAGGGAUUUCUGCUGGGUGCUGGAGCUGGCCCGUUCUAUGUCCUCGGGUGCAAUGCGGAGCUGAUUCCCAACAUCUCCUACGAGAAUGGGGAGAUCACGAACUUGACACAUUACGCCAAGAUCGCGAAGGACGACCAAGUCGAGUGUCAGAAAAUCGAAACCUCCACAGGCUUCGCCUUUAUGGCCAACUUGUUCGGCUCUGAAGGUCUCCCAGGUCCAGCACUGCAUAUCAAGGCUUCAUCGAGAAAGGGAGCCCCCAAUUUCACCGAGACGAUUCAAGCUGCUGUCCAGGAGAAGUAUGGUGACAAGUUGGUCAGCCUGGGCGGCGUGUUCGUCAUCAAACGAGGUCGUGCGAAUCUCCAUGUUAUGGGUGACUUUCCAGAGAAACCACUCCAGCGACAGGACGUCGACGAUUGGUUGCGUCGCUUCGAAUUCGAUGCGCCUUUGAUCUGUCUAAGCGUGUUGCACACGGGUGACGACCAGGGCAUGGCUCUCAGGCCAGAACAUACACAUUGCUUCUCUGUUGGUGGGAAGAACGGUGGCCAUUAUCACUUCGAUGUGGAGGAUACGAAAGCUGACGUGGAAUACGAAGCUUGGUAUAAUGUUGCCGAGGCCGUGUUCAGAAUAGACUCGCCUGGUAGGAGGUACUAG